Messenger RNA from Spodoptera exigua (beet armyworm), 366 nucleotides. Lineage: Eukaryota; Metazoa; Arthropoda; Insecta; Lepidoptera; Noctuidae. The record is from the annotation of a GenBank genome assembly.
AUGACUCGGGAACAAGUUAAAAAAACUAUGGCUAUAGUGAAAAAUCAAUGUAUGCCGAAGAACUCUGUUACAGAAGAACAAGUUGGAAGAAUAGAACAAGGAGUGUUUAUUGAAGAUCGUAACGUUAUGUGUUAUGUUGCAUGCGUAUACAAAACCUUUCAAGUGGUGAAAAAUGACAAACUUGAUAUGGCGCUCAUCACAAAGCAGAUCGACCUUCUUUAUCCCCCAGAACUUAAAGAGCCGGUCAAAAAGUCUGUUGCAGCGUGCCUACAUAGCCAGGACAAUUACAACGACCUGUGUGAACGAGUAUUUUACGGAUCGAAAUGUUUGUAUGAAAAAGACCCAAACAGUUUCAUCUUUCCUUGA